GUUAUCAGUUCCCCUUCGAUCCCUGGAUACAACAUGAACGCCAAGGUCCUCCUUCUCCUCGGUCUGGCAGCCAUUGCCGCCGCAGACAGCUUCGAGUCCUUCGAGUACAGGCCACCACAGCACUCAAGGGAAGAUUCCUUCGAAUCCUACGAGUCCGGUGAGGCCAAGUACGACUUCAACUGGGCUGUCGAUCACGACCCUUCAAGCAACGAGUUCGGACACCAGGAGGCCCGCGACGGCGACCACACUCAGGGAUCCUACUACGUGCAGCUCCCCGACGGCCGCCUGCAGACCGUCAAGUACUUCGUGGACGGCGACUCCGGCUACGUGGCUGAGGUCAACUACGAGGGCGACGUCUCCCUCGAAUCCGCUUCCUUCGAGUCUCAGGAGAACAGACCGCGAUACGUCUAUGACUCCAACGAGUCCAAGUAAAUCGCUGUCUGACGCAUUUCGACGUUUGAUGAAGACGACCCAAGAUUAUUUAUUUGUACAAAUUAUUCAUGAUGUAAAUAAAUUAUUAGGAAUGCCUUA
Molecule: messenger RNA, 531 nt
Organism: Penaeus vannamei (Pacific white shrimp)
Lineage: Eukaryota; Metazoa; Arthropoda; Malacostraca; Decapoda; Penaeidae
Product: pro-resilin
Cellular component (GO): extracellular matrix
Source: RefSeq, a predicted model, not a curated record